Molecule: messenger RNA, 1929 nt
Organism: Cuscuta europaea
Lineage: Eukaryota; Viridiplantae; Streptophyta; Magnoliopsida; Solanales; Convolvulaceae
Source: the annotation of a GenBank genome assembly
CCCCACCCGAUGGGGUUGCAAAAGUCAAAACUAGCACUUCAAAAACCAAAUGUAACGGCUAGGCACAUCCACUGCUCCAAUUUGUUUCCAAUUCGUUGCCUCAAAAUACCCAAAGUCCCGUUCCUCUUCCACCGAAAUCAAUCGGAAUCCAAUUAGUUCUUGAUAUUUUCCGUGGCUUGGGGAUUCUUCGGGAUACGCAGUCAAUUUCCGGGGGUCUUGAAAAUUAUGGAGAUUUCGCCAGAAACGGACCAUUACAUUCGAGAAUCUAUCGAGCAUUCUCUGGGACUCCCAGUGUCGACACAAACUCUUCAAUCGAAGCUCCAAGCCUCCCAACAAUCACUCACCCUGCUCCGCAAUCAGUGCGUUUCGUUGCAAUCCAAACUUAAAGAAAAAGAUUGCAUCCUUGAACGCGCUAGGGCCGAGGCCAGUUUGAAUGCGGUAGGGCUGAAGAAGUUCGUGGAGGAGAAUCAGAAACUGGCUAUAGAGUGCUCGAAUUUGUUGGAACAGUGCAAGAGAUGGGAGAGGGAAUGCUCGUUAUAUGACUGUGAUCGGGAGGCUUUGAUGGAUUUUGGGAAUGAGGCGGACCAGAGAGCCAAGGACGCAGAGUUACGUGUGAAGGAGUUAGAGAAGGAGGUAGAGAAGUUGGAGGAGGAAUUGCGGUUCUACAAGUUGGAAUCCCAACUGGUUGGUACUUCCAGAGAAGAAGCUUGUACAGGAAAAGGUUUGCUGGAGUCUUUGCUGUUAAGCACAAUGAGCCGAGAAGAAGUUCAAUCAAAAGCGCUUGCUUUUCUAGAGGCAAAUAAGGAUGUUGAGGUUUGCCAAAUAUUGCUAAAGAGGUGGAAAAGAUUGAAUCCAUCAACACACCAUACGCUUGCAUUGGCAGCUGAAGUCAGAACAUUGCUGACAGAUAAGGAACACUUAUUAAUCAACCUUCAUAGAGCCGAAGAGGAGGUGAAAGUUUUGUUUGAAGAAAAUAAUAUGUUGGAUGAAGAGAACAAGAGGCUAAUGCAGCAGUAUCAGAAGGAGAAGCGUAAAUCUAGUUCUGAUGGAAAGAACACAAGCAGUACUUCUGCGAAGGGAAGCAAAAGAAAAUCGUGUGCCAAGAUCAGCAGUUCAGUCGACAGAAAGAUUGACUUCAAUAGUUUUGUUGACUCGUCAAGGCUGCCCUUAUCACCUCUAAGAGAGAACUCGCCCGAGUGUAGAGCUUACAAGAAGUAGCAGAAAUUUGGUGAAUUUAAAAAACUCUAGCAUUUCCCUAAUUCUUUGUGUAUCAAAAGUUAGUGUUUUCUGCUCAUCUUAACUGUAAGUAAUUCAUGUUAGUUUUGACCGUCUAUAGCAAGUUAGGUUCACUUCAUUUACUUUUAUUUAGCCGAAGCGACUCAAACAUGUUAUUUUCUUUCCUUCUUUUCAUUAUCUUUAUUUGGAUUCUGCUGUCGUACUAUCCUCAUCUCCAAAGGGAAUUCAGUCCAAGAAUAACAAUUGCGCAUGUAUGCAACACAAUUUCCCAGAAGUGCAACCACACUUUCCCAAGUGUAUUUACAAAUGAAUAAGAGAAAGGUUAUUACCAUUGACUUCUUGUUUAAAUGGCUAUAGGGUUGUUACCUAUGACUUCUUGCUCGACUGCUCAAGUGGCUAGAGAAGUAGUUAAAACCUGGGGCUUUGAGAAGGUCACAUGAUGAAGGCACCAUGGGAUGCCAUUAUUCGAGACAGCUUGUGAAAAUAUUACAGUAUUUGUAAUGGGAUAUGGCAGUUUGCAUGAAAAUCACAUUCAGGAGAUGACUCCUUGCAAAAGGUAGCUGAAUGUUUAGAGAUAUAGAUAUAGAUGGUGAAAUUUCUUCAAUGAACAUUAGAUUCAAUACACAACGGCUAUAUACUACAAAUUUGAAAUUCAAUGUGUCAAAUCACCUUGUUUGAUUCAAAAGUGCAUCA